Umbelopsis ramanniana AG is the source of this 1471-nucleotide messenger RNA. RefSeq lists its product as uncharacterized. The record is from RefSeq and is a predicted model, not a curated record. Gene Ontology annotation, molecular function: DNA binding; RNA binding. Gene Ontology annotation, biological process: ribosomal small subunit biogenesis; ribosomal large subunit biogenesis. Gene Ontology annotation, cellular component: nucleolus. NCBI's taxonomy places the organism in Eukaryota, Fungi, Mucoromycota, Umbelopsidomycetes, Umbelopsidales, Umbelopsidaceae. The transcript has 5 exons. The coding region runs from base 62 to 1330 and encodes 422 amino acids.
CGAAGAACCAUCGGCUGCGAUCAUAGAACUUUGUCGUCGUACUCCAAACAGAAUCUAUACGAUGCCUCAAGAUUACUCGUUAGAAGCCGUUCAAAAACGUCUUGAAUCACAUGCGCAGACGUUCGAUACUCUUCUCAAACUCAUACCUGCAAAGUAUUAUAUCACAGACCACACCGAUGAUGACAAGCCAUCAAAGUUUAUGAAGAACAAGCGAAAACAAGCCCCAAAGCAGGCUGUGAAAGAAGCAUCAAAGAAGGCAAAGAAGGCCAAGCUUGAUCCAGAGAGCCAUAAAACCGUUGCUGAAUUACAACAGGAAGCUGCUGAACGCAAGGAGGCAGAAAAGAAACCGCAAGCUGCCGUAGUAGACGAUGAAGAUAGCGAAAGCAACGAUGAUGCUGAAGAUGAUGAAAUGAUUGAAGCCAAUUUUGCCGGUUUGAGUAACGGCAUUGCCUCCGACGAUGAAGAAGAUGAUGAGGAGGAGGACGAAGAUGAACAAGAUAAAAUGGACACAUCUGAUUCUGCAAAUAUUACUCCAAUGGUCAAGACCGACAUCUCUGAACUUAAGGAACGUCUCCACAAGCGCAUCGCCGAUUUGCGCAAGAACCGAAAUGCACCAAAUAGCGACGCUGCUAACCCCAAGAGCAGAGAUUCCAUAUUGCAAAGCCGAAUGAAGCGCAAGCAAGAUAGAAAGAAGAGCUUGCAAGCUCAGAAGGAGAAGAGAAGCAAGGGUGCUGUUAACGAAGAAAUUAUCCAGGAAUCAGCGCCCGUCAACAAGGGCAAGGUCGAGAAAUACUCUGCCAGCUCCAUUAAGGAUGAUGGGGAUCUCUUCUUUGGUAGAAUCGAAACCGGUGCUGAGCACAAGAAGAAGAAGGGCCCAAGUGAUGCCAAAACACAGCUCAAGGCUGUUGAAGCUAAGCAGCAAAAGCUUGAAAAACUUCGAAAAGAAGAUAAGGAGAAGGCUGGACAGUUGGAAGAGAAGGAGACUUGGAGAAAGGCAUUGUCUCUUGCUUCUGGUGAAAAGGUUAAGGAUGACGUCAAGUUGUUGAAGAAGACGAUAAGACGUGAAGAACACGUCAAGCUUAAGAGUUCCAAGGCAUGGAACGAACGUAAGGAGAAGGUUAAGAAGGAUGAAUCCGACAAGAUCAAGAAGAGAAACGCCAAUAUCCAAAAGAAGGUGGAUGCCAAGAAAGACAAGAGAAUGGGCAAGAAGCCUAAAGCACCUAAAGCACGACCAGGAUUUGAAGGCAAAGGCAAGAAGCCCAUGCACGCCAGCAAAAAGGCCAAAGCUAGCAAAAGGAGCGCAGAAGGCAUGAACAACAAGAAGAAAUAAUUCCCCUCCCAAACGUUGUUUGAAUACACUCACUUUUUGCUUUAUUACUUUGCACUUUAAACCGCAUUUCCCCUCUACACAUUUGCCAUUUUUCAAGCACUGUAUUUUUUAAAUAAAAAUUCUUUUUUUUGAUGACGCUGC